Macaca mulatta (Rhesus monkey) is the source of this 1428-nucleotide messenger RNA. RefSeq names its product ATPase H+ transporting V0 subunit d2 (gene ATP6V0D2). Gene Ontology annotation, molecular function: proton-transporting ATPase activity, rotational mechanism. Lineage: Eukaryota; Metazoa; Chordata; Mammalia; Primates; Cercopithecidae. The record is from RefSeq and is a predicted model, not a curated record. Gene Ontology annotation, cellular component: proton-transporting V-type ATPase, V0 domain. Gene Ontology annotation, biological process: proton transmembrane transport.
CUCCCCUGACUCUCAUAUCUUUUUUUCCCAAUGGUGGUUUGUUGCCUGGGUUUACUUGGGUCAUCUGGCUGAUUCAUUGUUGCUGUAAAAACAGGGCUGAGUGUGCUGUGUUGAAAGCCACUGAAACCAGAGGAAACUAGUCACACAAACCCUGACUACCUACCACCUGACAGAUUGCUUGUGCUGCCUGAUAAUUACUCGCACUUUUCCCAGGCUAGUGCAUGUCUUCAGGGGCCGUCCAGAACUACAGAGCUGUUUCACCCUACCUUGGCUUCGAUCUCUUCCCCCAUGCUCGAAGGUGCGGAGCUGUACUUCAACGUGGACCAUGGCUACCUGGAGGGCCUGGUUCGAGGAUGCAAGGCCAGUCUCCUGACCCAGCAAGACUAUAUCAACCUGGUCCAGUGUGAGACCCUAGAAGACCUGAAAAUUCAUCUCCAGACUACUGACUAUGGUAACUUUUUGGCUAAUCAAACAAAUCCUCUUACUGUUUCCAAAAUUGACACCGAGAUGAGGAAAAGACUAUGUGGAGAAUUUGAGUAUUUCCGGAAUCAUUCCCUGGAGCCCCUUAGCACAUUUCUCACCUAUAUGACGUGCAGUUACAUGAUAGACAAUGUGAUUCUGCUGAUGAAUGGUGCAUUGCAGAAAAAAUCUGUGAAGGAAAUUCUGGGGAAGUGCCACCCCUUGGGCCGUUUCACAGAAAUGGAAGCUGUCAACAUUGCAGAGACACCUUCAGAUCUCUUUAAUGCCAUUCUGAUCGAAACGCCAUUAGCUCCGUUCUUCCAAGACUGCAUGUCUGAAAAUGCUCUAGAUGAACUGAAUAUUGAAUUGCUGCGCAAUAAACUAUACAAGUCUUACCUUGAGGCAUUCUAUAAAUUCUGUAAGAAUCAUGGUGAUGUCACAGCAGACGUUAUGUGUCCCAUUCUUGAGUUUGAGGCCGACAGACGUGCUUUUAUCAUCACUCUUAACUCCUUUGGUACUGAAUUGAGCAAAGAAGACCGGGAGACCCUCUAUCCAACCUUCGGCAAGCUCUAUCCUGAGGGGUUGCGGCUGUUGGCUCAAGCAGAAGACUUUGACCAGAUGAAGAACGUAGCAGAUCAUUACGGAGUAUACAAACCUUUAUUUGAAGCUGUAGGUGGCAGUGGGGGAAAGACGUUGGAGGACGUGUUUUACGAGCAUGAGGUACAAAUGAAUGUGCUGGCAUUCAACAGACAGUUCCACUACGGUGUGUUUUAUGCAUAUGUAAAGCUGAAGGAACAGGAAAUGAGAAAUAUUGUGUGGAUAGCAGAAUGUAUUUCACAGAGGCAUCGAACUAAAAUCAACAGUUACAUUCCAAUUUUAUAACCCAAGUGAAGUUCUCAAAUGCAGAAAAUUAUAAAUGUUGAAAGGAAGUUAUUGAAGAAAAUAAAAGAAAUUAUGUUGUAUUAUCUA